CUCGGUAUCUAUUAGAGACGUCUGCGCACUGUAUUUGCUGCCAGUACGUAACUUAGCUCGUAAGUAAUAUCAUACUAUCAUUCACCAUGUUCACAGCCUUACGUUCAACCCUCCGCAGCAGUAAUGCUCUCAGGGCAGCCACGAUGGCUCGAUCAUAUUCUAUGGCGCCCAACGUCAGCCGUGUUGUCGUGAUCGGAAGUGGACAAAUGGGUGGAGGUAUCGGCCAAGCCGCAGCACAAUCUGGGUACGACGUGACACUGGUUGAUAUGAGCCAGGACAUCCUAGCCAACAACCUUAAGGCUAUUGAAAAGUCUCUUACCCGUGUGGCCAAGAAGAAGUCAGGUACCGAAGCGGAGAGUUUCGUAAAAGACAUUAUGAGCCGAAUCUCCGUUAGCACUAGCGCUCCCGAGGCUGUCGCCGACGCAGACAUUGUCAUUGAAGCCAUUGUAGAGAAUCUCGAUGUCAAGCGCAAACUUUGGGCUGAUUUGGACAAGGCCGCCAAAAAAUCAACUAUCUUCGCAUCGAACACAUCGUCGCUGGCCAUUGGAGACAUGGCGACCGUCACCGAGAGACAGGAUCGAUUCUGCGGACUUCAUUUCUUCAACCCCGUGAGUGUUAUGAAACUGGUUGAAGUCAUCAAGACCGACAAGACUAGUGAGGAAACCAACACUACCAUGAUGCAAUUCGGAGAGUCCCUGAACAAGAGAUGUGUGCAGUGCACUGAUACUCCCGGUUUCAUCGUGAACCGCUUGCUUGUGCCGUACCUGAUGGAGGCCAUCAGAUUGCUCGAACGUGGAGAAGCCACUAAGCAGGACAUUGAUGCUGGUAUGAAGUUGGGAGCGGGCCACCCCAUGGGACCUUUCCAGUUGGCGGACUAUGUUGGUCUAGAUACUAUCAAGUUUAUCAUGGACGGUUGGCACGCAAAGUACCCGGAGGAUCCUCUAUUCAAUCCGUCGCCAUUACUGACUAAGCUGGUAGAGGACGGCCACCAUGGAGUCAAGACAAAGCAAGGGUUCUACGAAUAUUAAGUCGAUAGCCAAUUGGACACCGAAACACGAAUAUGAGAAUGAUUAGGUUGAUUAAAAAGUUAUCAGUGAUGCUUGGAAUAGGCCGGUUGGGUUUCCUUCAUUGGUGAUCCACACAUCAAGACUUUGCAAAGUAGUUGCUGUAAAGUAUCGAAGGAUGAUCUUAUUAUUCAAAAUAUGUGAAUUACUAAAGUAUAAUCGACCAAAAUACUUUAUUUAAUUUAUAGUGGCACAGGCCAACCCCAACCUACAUGACUUCCGAUGCAUCUCAUGCCUCAGGAAAGAAAAUGAGCGUGUGGGUGAGACUGCUGCGUACAAUUAUUGCUUGUCGCAAUGACAAAAUUUCCGGUUUUGAAAGGGUUUAGUAUAGAUAUCGCAUAAUUUGGAUGGAUUGC
Molecule: messenger RNA, 1420 nt
Organism: Sphaeroforma arctica JP610
Lineage: Eukaryota; Ichthyosporea; Ichthyophonida
Exons: 4
Coding region: 87-1028 (313 amino acids)
Biological process (GO): fatty acid beta-oxidation
Cellular component (GO): mitochondrion
Molecular function (GO): (3S)-3-hydroxyacyl-CoA dehydrogenase (NAD+) activity; NAD+ binding
Source: RefSeq, a predicted model, not a curated record